This is a messenger RNA of Cervus elaphus (red deer), 2122 nucleotides long. It is a transcript of the gene TMEM101, whose product is annotated as transmembrane protein 101. The transcript has 4 exons. Bases 603 to 1376 code for a protein of 257 amino acids. Gene Ontology annotation, biological process: positive regulation of canonical NF-kappaB signal transduction. The record is from RefSeq and is a predicted model, not a curated record. NCBI's taxonomy places the organism in Eukaryota, Metazoa, Chordata, Mammalia, Artiodactyla, Cervidae.
ACUGCUUGAGAUGACCCAUAUGUCCUCGUCAGGUCUCUUCUCUCUCAGGGGACAGAAGAAAGGCAAACCAAGACCAAAUUUCUCUACAAGUGGCUCUGAGGAGAACCUCUUACUCUAAACUUAGAAGCAGAGGGAUUUCGUGUGUGUGUGUGCUGUGUACACCAUUCACUGAAGCCCUACUAUGUGCUAGGACCAACACUGUCAACAUUAAGCUUCACAACCCUGUGUCGUCGAUGCCAUUCCAGUUUCCCAGAUGAAUCUUGGGAAAUAUAGGAGAUAUGUUGAAAGUCACAGAGUUGCGUUAGAGUUGGAGCCCAGGUUUAGCUGUAUUCAAAGGCUAGUUCGCUUACUAUUCCUUCCUCUACUCUAGUUUUCAAUUUUGCAGCUAUAAGAAAGGACUCUUGAGCCUCCUUGGGCAGAAAGAAUAACGGAACCCUGCAGCUACAAUACUUUCUUCAGUCCAGAACUAGAGAGUGAGAGCUUUGUUUCCCGACGGAAGUGGAGGGAAAAAAAACCCGCGAGACCCGGAAGUUGUGCGUCGCAUCCUCGCGCCGGCCUCCCUGGCCGCCGGGUGAGGCUGCGGCGGACUGCCCUUUCUCAAAAUGGCGUCGAAGAUGGGUUCGCGACGGUGGAUGUUGCAGCUGAUCAUGCAGUUGGGUUCUGUGUUGCUCACACGCUGCCCCUUCUGGGGCUGCUUCAGCCAGCUCAUGCUGUAUGCUGAGAGGGCCGAGGCGCGCCGGAAGCCCGACAUCCCAGUACCCUACCUGUACUUCGACAUGGGGGCGGCCGUGCUGUGCGCUAGCUUCAUGUCCUUUGGAGUGAAGCGGCGCUGGUUCGCUCUGGGGGCCGCACUCCAGCUUGCCAUUAGCACCUAUGCCGCCUACGUCGGGGGCUACGUCCACUACGGGGACUGGCUGAAGGUCCGUAUGUACUCACGCACAGUUGCCAUCAUCGGUGGCUUUCUUGUGCUGGCCAGCGGUGCUGGGGAGCUGUACCGUCGGAAACCCCGCAGCCGUUCCCUCCAGUCCACCGGCCAGGUCUUCCUGGGCAUCUACCUCGUCUGUGUGGCCUACUCGCUGCAGCACAGCAAGGAGGACCGGCUGGCGUAUCUGAACCAUCUCCCUGGCGGGGAGCUGAUGGUCCAGCUCUUCUUCGUGCUCUAUGGCGUCCUGGCCCUGGCCUUCCUGUCGGGCUACUACGUGACCCUGGCUGCCCAGAUCUUGGCUGUCCUGCUGCCCCCGGUCAUGCUGCUCAUUGACGGCAAUGUGGCCUAUUGGCACAACACACGACGCGUUGAGUUCUGGAACCAGAUGAAGCUCCUUGGAGAGAGUGUGGGCAUCUUCGGGGCCGCUGUCAUCUUGGCCACUGACGGCUGAGUUGCGCAGCGGGAGUCUGAGAAUGGGUGCAGGGAGCCACUGAAGGCCACCCUCCAUCCCUCCUUGCUGGCCCAGUUAUGUUUAUUUAUGCUUUUUGGUCUGUUUGUUUGAUCCUUUGUGUUAUGUGCAUGUGUGUGUAUGUUGGUAAGAGGCAGGUCUCUUCCCCAGUUCCUGGGCUCAGGCCUUGGUGGGGUGGGAGCCCUGAUGACUCUGCCCUACGGGUUUCUUUUUCCUGUUUGUUCUGAGGAGAGCUGAGGCCAGCUGUUCUCCUGGGUCUCCUGUCCCAGGAAACGGAGUAAGGCAGGGCUAUGGGGGUGGGGGGUGAGGGCAGGGGACACUGAGAGUGGGAGACAGAGGGAGGAAGACCAAGAAUCAGAAGUGAGCCGGUGUGAAAGAUCCCGCUUUGAGCCUGGCAGAUGCAGCUAGGCUCUGCAGUGCUUUUCUGAGACUGAGACCGAGUGUGUGUAUUGACACAUGGAUCAGGCCCAGGUGGAGUAGAGGGGCCGGGCACUGCAGAAGUUGUGGGCUCUCAGGGUGUGCCAGGAGCAGACACGGCACUAGCUGUCACCCACCUCGAGGGCAGAGCAGGCCCCAGUCUACUCUGGAGUGUGCAGGGGUGGGGCAGGCAGUGGCCAGCUUCCUGCCUCUGGCCUUCUGUUUCCAGCUGUGUGGUUGGCCUGCUGUGGGUGAGUGCCCUCCCAAACACCAGACCACACAGUCCUCCAAAAUUAAACAUUUUAUAUAGA